GCCCUGGCGGCUCGGCAGCGGUCGCCGGAAGCGGCGGGCGGCAGCGUGGGGCCGGCGCUGAGGCGGGUUGGGGCUGCCGGAGCGGGCAGCGGUGCAGCUCCAGCCCCUUCCUUCCUUCCUUCCGUCCUUGCUCGCUUCCCUCCCUCCGGAGGAGCCCUUUGCUGGGCUGCAGCGGCGGUACCGAUGAGCGGGCUCCGAGCGCCCGGCGGGCGGGCGACCGCCCCGGUGCCGACCUGCCUGCUUCUGCUGGGGCUGCUCCUGCCCGCCGCCGUCGCUGCCGGGGGAUGCGAGCUGGAGGCUGCGGACGCGAGCGGCGGCCGGCGGGGAGGACGGGGAGGCGUUGCCGCCUCCGCCGCAGAGGCGGCGGCGGUUGUGACAGAUCCCUGCAGUUCACUCAGCCCACCAUGCUUUACUGAGGAGGACCGAUUCAGCCUAGAAGCUCUCCGCAUGAUCCAUAAGCAAAUGGAUGAUGACAAAGAUGGUGGUAUUGAAGUAGAUGAAAGUGAUGAGUUUCUAAGGGAAGAUAUGCAAUACAAGGAUGCCUCUAAUAAACAUAGUCACCUGCACAGAGAAGACAAGCAUAUCACCAUUGAGGAUCUGUGGAAACGCUGGAAAACGUCUGAAGUUCAUAACUGGACUCAAGAGGACACUCUUCAGUGGCUGUCAGAAUUUGUUGAACUGCCCCAAUACGAGAAGAAUUUUAGAGACAGCAAUGUCAAUGGAACAACACUUCCCAGGAUAGCAGUAAAUGAGCAUGCUUUCAUGAUCUCUCACUUGAAAAUAAUUGACCGGAGCCAUAGACAGAAGCUUCAGCUUAAAGCCUUGGACGUUGUUUUAUUUGGACCUCUUACACGUCCCCCUCACAACUGGAUGAAGGAUUUUAUAUUAACGGUUUCUAUAGUUAUUGGUUUUGGAGGCUGCUGGUUUGCAUAUACACAGAACAGAACCUCAAGAGAACAUAUCACAAAAAUGAUGAAGGACUUAGAAAGUCUCCAAACAGCAGAGCAAAGUCUUCUUGACUUGCAGGAAAGGCUUGAGAAGGCACAAGAAGAGAAUAGAAAUGUUGCUGUGGAAAAGCAAAAUCUGGAGCGCAAAAUGAUGGAUGAGAUCAACGAUGCAAAACGGGAAGCUCAUCGCCUAAGGGAGUUGAGGGAGGGGGCUGAAUGUGAGCUCAGCAGGCUCAAAUAUGCAGAGGAAGAGCUAGUACAGGUUCGCAUGGCUUUAAAAAAGGCUGAGAAGGAGUUUGAACUGAGAAGUAACUGGUCUGUUCCUGAAGCUUUGCAGAAGUGGCUUCAGUUAACACAUGAAGUUGAAGUACAAUAUUACAAUAUCAAAAGACAGCACGCAGAAAUGCAAUUAGCGAUUGCCAAAGAUGAGGCAGAGAAGAUAAAAAAGAAGAGAAGCACUGUAUUUGGAACAUUACAUGUUGCACACAGCUCCUCCCUGGAUGAAGUGGACCAUAAAAUCCUUGAAGCAAAGAAAGCACUCUCUGAGUUGACGACAUGUUUGCGGGAGCGUCUUUAUCGAUGGCAACAGAUUGAGAAGAUUUGUGGUUUUCAAAUAGCACACAAUUCUGGGCUCCCAAGCUUGACCUCCUCUCUCUACUCUGAUCACAGCUGGGUAGUUAUGCCUCGAGUUUCCAUUCCUCCUUACCCAAUUGCAGGGGGAGUUGAUGACUUAGAUGAAGAUACUCCUCCAAUAGUUUCACAGUUUCAUGGGUCCAUUGUAAAACCUCCCAGCACACUGGCAAGAAGCAGUAGCUUGUGUCGAUCAAGGCGCAGUGUUGUGCCAUCAUCUCCACAGUCUCAGCAUGCUUUGCACUCCCCCGACCCUGACAUCCUUUCUGUGUCGAGCUGCCCAGCUCUUUAUCGAACUGAAGAGGAGGAGGAAGCCAUUUACUUCUCUGCUGAUAAACAAUGGGAAGUACAGGAAACAGGUUCGGAAUGUGACUCCUUAAACUCAUCUACUGGAAGGAAGCAAUCUCCGCCAGCAAGUCUUGAGAUGUACCAGACACUUUCUCCUCAGAAGGUAUCCCCGGAAGAAUUCUCACUGGAGGAAUCAUCUACAGGAGACUCCUCUUCUCUAACUGCAGAUAUCUCUAGGGGCUCUCCUGACUGUGUAGGCAUGGCAGAAACUAAGAGCAUGAUUUUUAGUCCUGCAAGCAAAGUUUAUAACGGAAUCCUGGAGAAGUCCUGCAGCAUGAACCAGCUUUCAACUGGGAUCCCAGUCCCAAAGCCUCGGCACACCUCGUGUUCUUCAGCCAGCAGUGAUAGUAAACCCAGCCAUGAAGCUGCUUCUGUCCCUAGGAUAAGUAGCAUCCCACAGGACCUGUACCAAAAUGGUGAAAAAAACAAAAAGCCAUCAAAAAUUAAAAGCCUCUUUAAGAAGAAGUGUAAGUGAGGUGGGCAGAAGAAAUCUAUAGUAAUGUUAUAAGAACUCUAUUUUUUAAAUCUGUAGGAAUGUAAUUCCAUUUGAGCAUUCCAGACUGGAUGCCCUAAUGGAAUGCUCUGUAGGUCAACUAUAUUUAACUGACUGUACUGUCAAAGGUCAUGCCAGCUGUCAAUGAGAAAUCAUUAAAAAGUUCAGACAGUUUACAUACAUUUCUGCCUAUUUAUUUCUCUUUUUUUUUAGUUUGCCUUUUUUAGUGUUUUUGGUUUUUUAAACUUCUGUUGGUUUUGGGGUUGGUUUUUUUUUUCCCAGUUUACUCAUAAACCAUUUUUUAAAGCCACUUUGGACUUCUAAGCUUUAAUGGACUAGUAAGCCUUCCUGGGCUUGCCAAAGUUUCUUGUUUACUGGAGCAUCUUCCUAUCUUUCCAUAGAGCUAGGACAUUCAUCUACUGGACUUUCAGAGAAAAAAAAAAGUAGAACUAAUUGAAUUGCACUACUGUUUUACAGACUGGAAAAGUCUCUCUGCAAGUGAAACUGAAAGACUUGUAUUUGAGAAGAAGAAUCUUUUCACUUUUUGAUCUUUUGGGAUUUUUAAGUAGAACUUAAGAUUUCUAAUUGACUUGAUUUCUGGAAAUGGAAAUGCCAUGCUUUUAUUAUGGGAAGCUUUGUUAGAUGCAUUUAUUAUUAGAAUGGUUCGAGUCCUGCUGUAAAGAUCAUGUUUUUCCCAGGACUUCCACUGUGAUUUUACUUCACUGCAGGCUGUAUGACAAAAAAAAAAUAAAACCCACACCCCUAAUUUAACAAGAGGAGAGCUCUUGAUUCCUUAUGCAAGUGAUGGAUAUGAAACUUGACUGAGGACUGAAAAUAUUCACCCUCUUAAAAUGAGGAGGGGGAUAGUAGCUUUUGUUUACAGACUGACAAUGGACAUUUGGUUUGUGAAAGUUUGUACUAUGGUAAAGAUAAAAAAUUGGAAACAUUAUUGUGCUUGGAAUGUUCCAAUUUUAGCUCAUGCUUGUUUCAGAGGUCCUGUUAAUUGAAAGCUGUUGUAGGCUACAUUGCUUAUGCUUACUGCUGUGUAUAAGUUAUUAUAUUUUUUGGAUUAGCUAUUAAUGUCUUAAUGUCCUCCUUUUGUAAGAUUUCAUACACUUUAUUUUUGUAUAGUUUGAAGAUUUAGCUGUUCAGACAUGUCUGAAGUAAAUGGUAUAAUUUUAUAAUGCAUACUGUUAUACUAACUCCUAAUUUUAGAUAUAAAGAUAGAUACAAAGGUGAGACUCGACAUGCUUCAGAUAAAAGCAAUUUUUAUGUUAGGCUUUUAUAGGGAGAGAUUAAAUUACUACAAGGUAACAAGGAAGUCUUCGUAGGGCAACAGUAGCUAGUUGUUCAAAACCAUCUUUUUAGGUUUUUUUGAAGAGUCAACAAAUGUACUGCAUCAGCAACAGUGCCUUUUAUUCAGUUAGUCUGAAAAUAUUAAUACUGAGCAGGAAUUUCUUUUGAGGUCCAUUCCAAAGAAAUACUACUUGCUCUAGUGAACACAAGCAACUUACCCAGUGAUGACUAAAUAGUUUCAGCUCUUCCAUUGGGGUAUUCUAGUUGCCUCAGUAACAGGCGCCACUACCAGGGACCUGUGGUUAGGGGCUCACUUCUUGCCAAUAUGUCCGUGCUGUACUGUAUGAAAGAAUUAAUUCACUGACUGCCUAAAUUUUUUUUCUAGUAAGGAGCCUUCAAAACCUGUAGCUAAUUGAAAUCAAGUGAUACAUGUCUUUUCUAUCAUUUUCUAUUUAGAUUCCACUAUAUGUAACCAAUGUUAGUUCUGUCCUCGAAGUGGUGGUGAUGUUAACAGAAGCGUUUACUGUGGCUAGAGAAAUGGUUAGAAGAGGAGGGUUAGAAAAUUGGAUGGAGACCUUACAUGUGCAAGUACCUUAGAAGUCCUGGUACCUUGAUCAAGUCCUUAAGAGAACAGAAGGAAUCCAGAGUUCCACUGCCUAACAAAGAAUGAUUAUAUGUCAUCUCUACAGAAAAAGCAUAGGAUGAAUCAACUGGUAAAGUCUGGAGAAGAGAAAAAUUGGUGGAAUAGAAAAUAAGAACAACAUGCUAUUGUUCCAUUACUCUUGGAAUCAUCAGAUUAAACAUCUGUAGCUGCAAAAAUGUCAUCACUAGGUAACAGUGGUCUCUUUGAACAAAGAUUGUACACUCUGUACAUGGCAGACAAAAAAAAGCAGCAAUGCAAAAGGCUUUGUGCCAAAAAACCACCUCACUGCUGAGCCUUCAGAGUUGAAGUCGAAAGCUUGAUGAGGUACUUGAAUGUGUACAAAGCGCAAAAAUACAUAAUAGUAGGGAACUUACUUUGCCUCCCAGACAGCAUGGAGAAGACUGCUACCAGAAAAAUGUUCAAUUUUGAUGUUUGCACUUGAGAAGGCUGUAGCAAUAAUUGAGCUUCAAGUAAGAUCUGGGGCUGGAUAGUAGAUCUUGCAGUGUGAGGUUUGAGGAUCUCUGUCACUACCAAAGAUGAUGAAGUGGCAUUUUGAUACUGGAGAGUAAAUAUUUACACAGGGGAAAAAAAAUCUGGUGCUCAGGAGUGGGAGGACAGCCCUUCUCCAUGCUGACGUUGAAGUCAGACAAGCUCAAAUACUGAGAAGCCAGAACAGACAAAUUCAAAUUUUUUGUAGUAAGUACAACUACAAAUUGAAAUAGAGGUGGUGCUGGACUGUUCACUGGCUGUGAGUUUGUGUGUUAAGUAUCUUUUUAAAAUGCACAAUUUAACUGUCUUCUGGAAAAAAAUAAGUUAUGGUGUUGUACAAACAAAUCGGGUGAAAUCAUGAUAGCGUUAGAUUUUGGCUUCAAAAUGGCAAACCUUUGGAGCACAGGCUGCUCUCAACACUCGGUUUAUCACCACCUGUCCUGUAACUUUAUAGCUGCUACUUAAUAAAUAUUAUAGAACUAAAAGCUUAAGUUAAUAUGAUCAGAAGUGGUGAGUAUUGUAUGUUGGAGCCCAAACUGUAAUUUCAUGAACUGUAAUUUCUAUGAACUAUAAGUUCAUAGAGUUGGGUUUUUAAAAAUUAUUUUAGUAGAGCCCUUGCACAUCCUGCCACCAUCUUAGAUUGUCCGCAGUCUAAGUGACUUUCAUUGCUCCUAUUAUAGCUACUGCGGAAACUGUUGGCAUCCUAUUGCUAAGGUGUGUUGAGCACUGACUCUAAGGUAAAUCCUCAUUGGCAAACAUCAAAUCCAGUCUUAAUGUUGUAGUACCUGACAUAUGUCAACAUCUCAGAAGUGAGACAGAGUGUUUUAAAAUGUCUUCUGUUUUUCCUAUGGUGUAACUUGAGCUGGCUGGCAGUCAGUGAGUCCAGCCAGGAUUUCUUUAAGACAUGUCAUUCAUUUGAGACAAUCAUUUUGUGUCAUCAUCCUUAAAUGGCUGAGGAGCUUCCUAAACUCUAAACUCAGAAUGCUUGUGAUCAUAUUUUUUUAACAUUUAUAGCUAAAAUCCAUAUUCUAUUUUAAAUUCUCCACUAUUUCUCAGAAGGUAAGAAUCUUUGCUUAAAUAUUUUGUUAGAUGCCUUUGUCAGGACAGCAGCCCCUUUGUGGAAACUGUCUAAAAGGCUUCUCACUGAAGAGAUUACCAUUUAAGACUUUCACGUGUAAAAGGAAGAAGUGUCAGGUGUGUGGCUCUAUAGAGAGAAAAAGAAAAAAACCCUUCAAUUCUUCCAAACGGAACAAACCCAAACCGUUCCACAAUUCUUACUAAAGCUAUGUGACAGUUCUUCCCUAACAGUGUAAAAAAUUUAGGAAAGGUAUUUCUGGUUGCCGUGGGGAAUGCUUUUGACCAGUUUAUGAUGGACUUUGAGAUUAAAGCAGUUGACUUUUUUCCCCCUGCUCAGUGAUGGAAUUUAAAAUUGCUCACUGGCAGUUCCAGGCAUGUGUCAACUCUUCUUUCCCCACUUCACUGGUACCUAGGUAGCAGAUUAUCCUGCACUUUCUGAUGGACAGUUUGCUGAAGAAGGGAAGAUCAUCCAUGAUAGUUACGGGAAUAACGUUAUAGUAAGAAUACAGUUCCUCAUUUGGAAGCCUUGAAGAUGGUAAAGCCAGGGAUACUUGACUUCAGUUUUCUUAUGAUAUUUUUGGAUGCUGGCUAGAGUUAGGUAUUAACUUAAGUCUGACUGAAAGCCUAAAAAGAUAAAAUGAAUUAGAAAUUGAAGCUUUCAAGAUUUUGCCCUUUUGCUUUCCAGUGUAUGGGAAAACAGCAUGCACAGGAAAGAUGAGCUCUAACUAGCAUUUCACCACCAGCUUUUAGUGCUUUAAGAUAGUUUCAUUCCAUUUCCAAGAUACAUUACUGGAGAGGGAUUACUACCUUAAUUUUAUAAUGUAUGCAAAGAAGCAUUUAUUUUUCAUUUACUUACAAGCAGUGGAGAAGAAUGUAAAUAAACUGAAUGCUUAACUUAAAUUUUUUUUUAAAGCCAAAUAGAGGAAUUACUGGUUCUCGGGCCUCCUUACUAUUUGCUUAUCUCCUUGUACAAACACAGUUUUCUAAUCUGUUCCAGUUGCACUGACUGCAGUGAUGCAUUACUAUCUCAUGUUUGAAACGUUGCUUGCUCUGAAUUGCGGUAGGCAUUUUAAUCCUGGAUGUUGCAUCUUCACUGAAUAAUCGUUGAACCUACUAAGGCUGUUUGAUUCUAAGUGCUGGUAAACUUUUCUCCUAGUGACUUAAACACAGAUGUUGGUAUAACCAGUAGCCAAAAAAGGCUUUUGCCAUUAGAGUUUGACUGCCCGACAACAUGUAAAUGUUUAGGUAACCAUUCUCUGAGGCUUCAGUAGCAGUUCAACCAUGUCAUAUACGUUUUCAACAGAUAGCUUUCCCUUGCAGCCCUGUAGAGAUGGUGCUGAUCUGAAACUCCGCUUAGUCCUCUCUUGCAUAAACAGAAUGCACUGAUUCAUAUAAAUGGUAACAAUAUUACCUUUAAACCAUUAUUCCUGGUUGCUCUUGCAUCUGACAUUACUUAAGCAAGAUGGCAGUACUUAUCAGUCCACUUCAGUCUUUCAGAAAUAAAAGGGAUUUAUGUUACCUUUUUUCUGUACAACUGUGACUCUCAAGUUUACCAAAUUGUGUGUGUUCUGUGUGUUUAAUGGUUCACUGAAAUGAAAGUGGGAAGGUUGGUCUCUGAUUAGGUGUUAAGGAAAGCACAUUUGAGCAAGGUAAAAAGAAAUUCCUCUUGCUCAUUGCAGAGGAUGAAAAAGAGUUCAGAGGUAUUUAGUCUGCUCCUAAGUCAGAAGACUAAGGAAUGCUGAUGACUUACAUUGCUGGAGAUGAGAGGUACAUUCAAUCUCAAAGUUUUCAGAUCAGUAAGUCUUUAUCCAAGAAAAACCUUUCUUCAUUAGAUGUACUCUGCAGGGCAUUACUUACGUAUUUCUAUCCUAUUUUUGACCCAGCAUUAAAAUUGGUGGUUACAGCACUAACUUAGGUGAUUGCCAGACCUCAGAGCAGUUUCAGAUAAUGAUUUCAAUAUCAUGUCUUAAAGUCAAUUUUGGUUUAAUAUGUGCUAAAGACAUCUGAAUUAAGAUUCUCCUUUACAUUCCUUUUAUUUUAAUUCACCUUGGUUCUUUCUGAUCCCUCUACUCUUUAAAAAAAAAACAGGUACUGAUAGUUGAUUCAUGUUCAUGUUUAGAAUACAGUAUUCUUUUUCAACUGAGAAUUACUAAUAGAUAAGUAGAAGAUAGUUGCUUUUAAAAGGCUAGAUCAUGGUUGGAUAUUGUUGUCAAAAUACUGCUGUAUUUCAGUUGAACCAGGUACAGCAUUGACUGGUGCAAUUUGUGUAUGAGUGGUAAAGUUAUGCUUCCUAAAUUUUCUUUUGUUUGUUUUUUAUUUGUAUCUUAACUUGAUGCUGCACAAUUAUUUUCAGACUUGAAUUCAUUUAAAAUUAAGGUCAGUGUGUCCAGCCCUACAAAAGUCAGUCUUCAGUUGUCAGCCAUCAGUCCAUUCUUACUGAAAUUAAUAAAAACCUUGAAUAUUUGUACUAGCUUAUUAGCUUGGUAGGUGGUAGAGUGGGUUCCUCGAAGUCUUCAGGUGGAAGGCAGACAACUUCUGAAGUGACCCAGGUACCCUGUGUCCUUUAUCAGCUUUCAAAUCCAUCUCCCAAUAAGACCGAGUCUCCCCAGAGGAAUGUAGAUGUACUUACUGCUUGGAAUUUUGUAGUUAAUUAUAUUUGGCUAUCUAAUUCUAAUAACUUGCAUGUGUACUAUGCUUGCUUGCUUUUCAAUAGCUGACAAAAGCUCUAGGAGAUCUUGGGGGUUUGUUUAAAGAAACGGCUGUUUAAAAAAAACAAAAGAGACUGGCAAGAGAAAUCUGUCAGGCUGUGAACUGACUAGAACCAACAAAGAUCCCAGCUUUUUGUCUAAAAGAAUUGUUUUAAUAGUUCUUAAUGAAGUGAGUUGGGUAGCAUGUGUAUUUUCACAUUGCUCUCCUCCAAGCAACAAAAACAGUAAAAAUACCUACAUUUCAGCAAGGCUAUCUGGGAGAUGUCUUACCCUGUUUUUAUUUUUAAUUUAAAUAACAUUGAGCUGUAGUGAGUGUUCAGCAUAUUAAUGUCUGACUUAAAAGAUUAGCGGAAUUUGAAUGACUUGCAUUAUUUUGUUUAAUUACAGCUUUAUAAAAAUGUAGAUAUUUGCAUAAAGCCUGUCAUUGGAUCUAGGUAUGUAGGUAUGUUUCAAUGACAGAGCAAGAAGAGGACCAAGAUAAGUAAAUAUGUGCACAGUUAGUAAUCUUACUUAAGAUGCUUAAGAUGUUCUGGGAAGAGAUGUUGUUCUCCAUGCAGAUUCUGCUCUUCCUCUAUUUGCUCUUGGCUUCUGUUUGUUUUCAUUAGUUGAACUAAAAUAAGAAACAAAGUCCUCAGACUGACUAGCUUCUGUCUCUCUAAUAUAUACACACUGUACUUGCUUUUAACCUCAUCUACUGCAUGUUGUUAAAGCUGUACACAAAUGCAGUUGGAGUAUUUCUUUGGUGUUGUACAGCAUGAUGCAUUUCAUUCCUCUUUCUAGUUUACCUCCCAUUAGCUAUAUAUUGCUUUACAACUGGAAAAAAUGGGGUUUUGGGAAAUGAGUCUGUUUGCGUAUAAACUUCUCCCCCCCCCCUCCCCGCCCCCAUGAGUCUUAUGAGAAAUGUCCUGCUUGGAGAGUCUCAGACAGUAUUUUCCUGUGUUUAUUCAUGUUACUUUGCUUUAUUUUAUAAGUGGAUAUUGAUUUCUGAUGUGUUGUUACACUUAAUGUUGAAUAAAUCUGACUUCCAUUUUGAAAAGUGAACCUGUGUUAGUGAAAAUGUUAUGUAAUGUUAAUUCAUCUUAGACUGUUCCCAGAGUGUAUAAACUUUGAUUAUAUGUUUAUUUAUUUAAAAACUGGAGAUAAAUUUUCUUUGUUCUGCUUAGGA
Phalacrocorax carbo (great cormorant) is the source of this 9796-nucleotide messenger RNA. NCBI's taxonomy places the organism in Eukaryota, Metazoa, Chordata, Aves, Suliformes, Phalacrocoracidae. The record is from RefSeq and is a predicted model, not a curated record.